This is a messenger RNA of Aspergillus niger, 1239 nucleotides long. RefSeq lists its product as uncharacterized. Gene Ontology annotation, biological process: carbohydrate metabolic process. Gene Ontology annotation, molecular function: cellulose binding. Gene Ontology annotation, cellular component: extracellular region. Bases 1 to 1239 code for a protein of 412 amino acids. The transcript has a single exon. The record is from RefSeq and is a predicted model, not a curated record. NCBI's taxonomy places the organism in Eukaryota, Fungi, Ascomycota, Eurotiomycetes, Eurotiales, Aspergillaceae.
AUGAAGACUACCACCUACAGUUUGCUCGCUCUGGCAGCGGCUUCCAAGCUGGCUUCCGCCCACACCACCGUCCAGGCCGUCUGGAUCAACGGCGAGGACCAGGGUCUCGGUAACUCCGCCGAUGGCUACAUCCGCAGUCCCCCCAGCAACAGCCCCGUCACCGACGUCACGUCCACCGACAUGACCUGCAACGUCAACGGUGACCAGGCCGCCUCUAAGACCCUCUCCGUCAAAGCCGGUGACGUUGUCACCUUCGAGUGGCACCACAGCGACCGCUCCGACUCCGACGACAUCAUCGCCUCCUCCCACAAGGGUCCCGUCCAGGUCUACAUGGCCCCGACGGCCAAGGGCUCCAACGGCAACAACUGGGUCAAGAUCGCCGAGGACGGAUACCACAAGAGCUCCGACGAGUGGGCCACCGACAUCCUGAUCGCCAACAAGGGCAAGCACAACAUCACUGUUCCCGACGUUCCCGCCGGUAACUACCUCUUCCGCCCUGAGAUCAUUGCCCUCCACGAGGGUAACCGCGAGGGUGGUGCCCAGUUCUACAUGGAGUGUGUCCAGUUCAAGGUCACCUCCGACGGCUCCAGCGAGCUUCCCUCCGGUGUCUCCAUCCCCGGCGUCUACACCGCCACUGACCCCGGUAUCCUCUUCGAUAUCUACAACUCCUUCGACAGCUACCCCAUCCCCGGCCCGGAUGUCUGGGAUGGCUCCAGCUCCGGCUCCAGCUCCGGAUCUUCCUCCGCUGCUGCUGCUGCUACCACCUCCGCUGCUGUCGCUGCUACUACCCCCGCCACCCAGGCUGCCGUCGAGGUCUCUUCCUCCGCUGCUGCUGUCGUUGAGUCCACCUCUUCCGCCGCCGCUGCUACCACCGAAGCUGCCGCUCCCGUCGUCAGCUCUGCUGCCCCCGUCCAGCAGGCCACCUCCGCUGUCACCAGCCAGGCCCAGGCCCCCACCACCUUCGCCACCUCUUCUAAGUCCUCCAAGACUGCCUGCAAGAACAAGACCAAGUCCAAGUCCAAGGUUGCUGCUUCCAGCACUGAGGCCGUCGUUGCCCCCGCCCCUACUUCCAGCGUCGUCCCUGCUGUCAGUGCCAGCGCUAGCGCUUCCGCUGGCGGUGUUGCUAAGAUGUACGAGCGCUGCGGUGGUAUCAACCACACUGGCCCUACUACGUGCGAGAGCGGCUCCGUUUGCAAGAAGUGGAACCCUUACUACUACCAGUGCGUUGCGUCUCAGUAA